Molecule: messenger RNA, 1786 nt
Organism: Acaulospora morrowiae
Lineage: Eukaryota; Fungi; Glomeromycota; Glomeromycetes; Diversisporales; Acaulosporaceae
Source: the annotation of a GenBank genome assembly
GUGGAAAAUAAAGACGUAUCUUCUCAAUUUCAACAAAUGCUUUUAAAUCUUAAUAAGUCAUUGGAUAUAGAACCAUAUGACGCACACGCACUUAGAAGUCGUGGGAAAACGUACAAAGCAAUAGGCCAAUAUAAAGAAGCACUCGUCGAUUUCAAUAGAUUACUGGAAAUAGAACCGGAGGAUGUCAUUGCGUUAGAAAAUCGUGGUGAAAUUUAUAGAAUUUUGGGAAAAUUAGAUGAAGCAAUUUUAGAUUUGAACAACACUCUCAAGAAAAAUUCGAAUAAUUCUUUUGCGUUAAAAAACCGUGGAGCAGUUUACAAAAAGUUGGGCAAAUAUAAUGAUGCGCUGAUGGAUUUCAAUAGAUCAUUAGAGAUCGAGCCAAAUGACAUUUUCGCGUUAACAAAUCGUGGGGUGACUUACAGACUGCUAAAAAAAUAUAAUGAUUCACUUUUGGACUUGAAUAGAUCAUUGGAAAUUGAACCGGAUAAUGUUUUUGCGUUAAGCAAUCGCGGAGUAGUGUAUAAAAUGUUGGGUGAAUAUACCAAGGCGCUUACGGAUCUCAAUAGAUCAUUGGAAUUAAGUCCAGAUGAAGUUCUUGCGCUAGAAAAUCGCGAAAAAAUAUAUAGGAUUCUGAGAAAACCCAACGAAUCUCUUUCAGAUCUUAACAAAUUAUUAAAGUUACGACCAAACGACGCCGCGUUGUUAGCUAUUCGAGGAUCAUCCUACGGAAUAUUGAAUAAGUAUGAUGAAGCACUUUCGGACCUCGAUAAGUCAUUGGAGAUUGAACAAAAUAAUGCACUUGCUUUGAGGCAUCGUGGAAGAAUCUACAGAAUAUUAGGAAAAUUUGACGAAGCACUUUUAGAUUUAAACAAAUCAUUGGAAAUGGAACAAAAUAAUGCUCAUGCAUUGGAAAAUCGUGGAGUAACGUACGGAUUAUUGGGAAAAUACAACGAAUCACUUUUAGACCUCAGUCAAUUGUUGAAAAUAGAGCCAGAUAAUGCUUUAGGGUUACGAAUUCGUGGGAGAAUAUAUCGAGUUAUAGGUAAAUAUCAAGAAUCACUUUUAGAUCUCAAUAGAUUACUGGAAAUAGAACCGAACAAUGCAUCUACACUGAGCAAUCGUGGAAUGACCUACAAAAAGUUAGACAAGUAUAGCGAAGCACUUUUGGAUUUUAAUAGAUCAUUAGAGAUUGAGCCCAAUGACGUUUUUACAUUAACUAAUCGCGGGGUGACCUAUAGGAUGCUAAAUAAAUACAAUGAAUCGCUUUUAGAUUUAAACAAAUCAUUAGAGCUUGAACCGGAUGACGCUUUUGCAUUAAGAAAUCGUGGAGUAGUGUACAAAAUGCUAGGUGAAUAUACUAAAGCCCUUAUGGAUCUUAAUAGAUCAUUAGAGUUGAGUCCGGAUGACGUCUUUGCGUUGGAAAAUCGCGAAAAAAUAUAUAGGAUUUUGGAAAAACACAAUGAAUCUCUUUCAGAUCUUAAUAAAUUACUAGAAAUACGACCAAAUGAUGCCACUUUGUUGGCUAUUCGAGGAUCAACCUACGGAAUAUUGAGUAAGUAUGACGAAGCACUUUUAGAUCUCGAUAAGUCACUGGAGAUUGAACAGAAUAAUGCUCUUGCUUUGAGGCAUCGUGGAAGAAUCUACAGAAUAUUAGGAAAAUAUGACGAAGCACUUUUAGAUUUAAACAAAUCAUUGGAGAUGGAACAAAAUAAUACUCUUGCAUUGGAAGAUCGUGGGGCAACGUACGGAUUAUUGGGAAAAUACAACGAAUCACUUUUAGACCUCA